Molecule: messenger RNA, 1673 nt
Organism: Scheffersomyces stipitis CBS 6054
Lineage: Eukaryota; Fungi; Ascomycota; Pichiomycetes; Serinales; Debaryomycetaceae
Gene: HGT12
Product: Hgt12p
Exons: 1
Coding region: 7-1593 (528 amino acids)
Biological process (GO): carbohydrate transport; transmembrane transport
Cellular component (GO): membrane
Molecular function (GO): carbohydrate:proton symporter activity
Source: RefSeq, a predicted model, not a curated record
ACAAAAAUGGGUUUAGAAGACAGUGCUCUCUUGCAAAAGUACAUCAACUUCGGUGAAAAGAAGGCUGGUUCCACCACCAUGGGUAUCUGUGUUGGUUUGUUCGCAGCCUUCGGUGGUAUCCUUUUCGGUUAUGACACUGGUACCAUCUCCGGUAUCAUGGCCAUGGACUACGUCACUGCCAGAUUCCCAUCCAACCACCAAUCUUUCAGUUCUUCUGAAUCUUCCCUUAUUGUUUCCAUUUUGUCUGUUGGUACCUUCUUUGGUUCUCUUUCUGCAUCUUUCAUCUCCGACAGAUUGGGUCGUAGAUUGACUUUAAUGAUCUCCACCUUGAUCAUCUUCAAUGUCGGUAUUAUCUUGCAAACUGCCUCUACUAGCAUUCCACUUUUGUGUGUUGGUAGAGUUCUUGCUGGUCUUGGUGUUGGUCUCAUUUCCGCUGUUAUUCCAUUGUACCAAGCUGAAACAGUUCCAAAGUGGAUCAGAGGUGCUGUUGUCUCCUGUUACCAAUGGGCCAUUACCCUUGGUUUGUUGUUGGCUGCUGUUGUUAACCAAGGUACCCACAACAGAAAUGACUCUGGUUCCUACAGAAUCCCAAUUGCUAUCCAAUUCUUGUGGGCUUUGAUUUUGGGAGGUGGUAUGUGUUUGUUGCCAGAAACCCCAAGAUUCUGGGUUUCUAAAGGUGACAACGACAGAGCCAAGGACUCCUUGAGAAGAUUGAGAAAGUUGCCCCUCGACCAUCCCGACUUGAUUGAAGAAUACGAAGAAAUCAAGGCUAACUACGAAUACGAAGCUCAAUACGGUUCAGGUUCUUGGAGUCAAGUUUUUGCUAACAAGAACCACCAAAGAAAGAGAUUGGCCAUGGGUGUUGGUAUCCAAGCCUUGCAACAAUUGACCGGUAUUAACUUUAUCUUCUACUAUGGUACUAACUUCUUCAAGGGUUCUGGUAUCAAAAACGAAUUCCUUAUCCAAAUGGCCACUAACAUUGUCAACUUCGGUUCUACUGUCCCAGGUAUUCUUUUGGUUGAAAUUAUUGGUAGAAGAAAGUUGUUGUUGGGUGGUUCUGCAGUUAUGUCCAUUUCUCAAUUGAUUGUUGCUAUUGUCGGUGUUGCCGCUGGUGAAGGUUCAACUUCUGCCAACAAGUGUUUGGUUGCCUUCGUUUGUAUCUUCAUUGCUGCUUUCGCAGCCACUUGGGGUCCUCUUUGUUGGGCUGUCAUUGCCGAAUGUUACCCACUUACAGUUAGACAAAAGUCCAUCUCCUUGUGUACAGCUUCCAACUGGUUGUGGAACUGGGGUAUUGCCUACGCUACUCCUUACAUGGUCAACUCCGGUCCAGGUAACGCCAACUUGGGUUCCAAGGUUUUCUUCAUCUGGGGUGGUUGUAAUAUCAUUGGUGGUCUUUUCGUGUGGUACCUUGUCUACGAAACUAAGGGCUUGACCUUAGAACAAAUCGAUGAAAUGUACGAAAAGGUUCCAAAGGCUUGGCAAUCUACCAGAUUCAUUCCAUCCGAACAUGCAUUCACUCAACCAUCCGCAGCUGCCUCUGUCUCUUCUGGUAAGGCUGAAGGUGUUUCUGAAGUUGAAGAAGCUUCUGUAUAGAUACCUCAUGCACAUUAAUCGACUUACGUCUUUAUGAAUUUUACUUUCUCCUAAUAUAAUAUUAUGGCCAAUUAACGUUG